CUUUCUCUUCUUGGACUUUUAAAUUGUGGCUACCUAAAUUGAGUAUCUGGCAAGAGUAAGAUAAAGCAGUUAUUUGUUCCAAAGAAGAAUCUUCUACCAAGGAGCAACUUUAAAGAAUGAAAUUAACUUUCCUCUUGGGCCUGUUGGCUCUUAUUUCAUGUUUCACAUCAGUGGUUGCUAAGCAUGAAGGGACAGUGGAUUGCAGGAAGAGGACACAGGGCAGCCCGGUGAGAGUCAGAGAUUCUCCAGAAGACCUGGCCAAGUGCCACCACCUCCACCCUACAGGCCAAGAUGGGUUCCACCAAGUCCCCCACCUCCCUAUGGCUCAAGACUUAAUUCACCACUUUCUCUUCCCUUUGUCCCAGGGCGAGUUCCACCAUCUUUUUUUUCUCGAUUUAGCCAAGCAGUCAUUCUAUCUCAACUCUUUCCAUUGGAAAAUAUUAGACAACCUCGACUCUUUCUGGGUUAUCCAAACCUACAUUUCCCACUAAGACCUUACUAUGUAGGACCUAUUAGGAUAUUAAAACCCCCAUUUCCUCCUAUUCCUUUUUUUCUUGCUAUUUACCUUCCUAUCUCUAACCCUGAGCCCCAAAUAAAUAUCACCACUGCAGAUACAACAAUCACCACAAAUCCCCCCACCACUGCAACAGCAACUACCAGCACUUCCACAAAACCCACAAUGACGGUCAGCUCCUCAACAGUACCUAUCUCUUCAACACCAGAGCCUGCCACCUCCACAUCAGCAGCAACCACCACAGCAUCUACGGAAAAUACUACUCAAAUUCUCACCAACCCUCCUCACACACUAUUGCUCAAUGCCACUGUCCAAGUUACGACUUCCAACCAAACUACAUUAAGCAGCCCAGCCUUUAAAAGUUUUUGGCAAAAACUCUUUGCCAUUUUUGGUUGAACAUGCAAUAAAUGAUAUUUUCCAAACUGCUCUGAUAUCUUAGAAGAAAUAAACUGCAAUGAUUUUGAUGGAACCAACCCUGAUCUAACCAGCACACCGAAUAAAUAAAGUAUUUGAGCAGUAA
Molecule: messenger RNA, 1034 nt
Organism: Nomascus leucogenys (northern white-cheeked gibbon)
Lineage: Eukaryota; Metazoa; Chordata; Mammalia; Primates; Hylobatidae
Gene: OPRPN
Product: opiorphin prepropeptide
Exons: 4
Coding region: 117-491 (124 amino acids)
Biological process (GO): regulation of sensory perception of pain
Molecular function (GO): endopeptidase inhibitor activity
Source: RefSeq, a predicted model, not a curated record